AUGUCAGUCCUUCUAUGGAAUUGUAGAGGCGCAGCUAGCGGGAGACUCGCUCGUACACUUAAAGUUCUUGUGCAGAAACAUAAUAUCAAGUUGGUGGCAAUUUUUGAACCUAGGGCUUCUGGUGAUCGAGCUGCAAAAUUAGCAAAAAGCCUAGGUGUUGAAGAGGCCCAGGGGUUUUCUGGUGGUAUUUGGUUAUUUUGGUGCUCUCAUUUCUUCAGAAUAGAGCCUAUUGAGCAAUCUAGUCAGUUUGUCCACGUUAAAAUUCUUAGAAAUGAGGAACUGUUCACCUUUCUUACAGCUAUUUAUGCCAGCCCCCGUGAAGAGAAGAGGAACUCAUUAUGGCAAGAUCUUCGAAGACUGAGCUCUCAGGUAGCGGAUCCUUGGAUUAUGGGUGGUGAUUUUAAUGAGAUUGCACAUUCAUCAGAGAAGAAAGGAGGGGCUAUUGUUGAUAUAACAAAAUGUCAAAAGUUUGCUGACGUUCUAGAUGAUUGUAAAGUAAUCGAUUUGGGUGGAGCUGGUGCUUUCUUUACUUGGCAAAGGCCUAAGUGGGGACAUUUGGAUCAUAUUUUUAAGCGUCUUGAUCGAGUAUGUGCAAAUGAAGCUUGGAGAUUGAAAUACACAGAUGCAAAUGUUCGGGUGCUUCCUAGGAUUCAAUCUGAUCACAAUCCUCUUUUAGUAGUGUUGUAUGCUAAUCAGGCUCAUUUAGGGACAAGACCAUUUCGAUUUGUCGCAGCAUGGCAGCAACAUCCAAUGUUCAACUCGUUCCUUGAUGAAUAUUGGCAGUCUAAUGAGACGUGCAGUAAUAUGCUUCAGCGGUUGGUCCCUCCAUUAAAACAAUGGAACACCAACGUUUAUGGGAAUAUUUGGCUAAGAAAAAAGGGUCUCAUUAAGUCAAUAGAUCGGGUCUAG
Molecule: messenger RNA, 909 nt
Organism: Gastrolobium bilobum
Lineage: Eukaryota; Viridiplantae; Streptophyta; Magnoliopsida; Fabales; Fabaceae
Exons: 1
Coding region: 1-909 (302 amino acids)
Molecular function (GO): catalytic activity
Source: RefSeq, a predicted model, not a curated record